AUGAUUGAUUUAUUCAGCUUGAGGAAUAGGAACUCAGAAGUAACUGACCUAAGUGGUAAUCAUUCUUUAACAUAAAAAUCUGUGUUGCAUGAAUUGUCAAUGCCUAAAAUUAAUAUUUUAGUGUCAUCUUUUGAACCAAAGUUAGAAAAUUUAAUUAAAGCAGAUGGUGAUUGUAUUGAAAUCAACCCUGAAACUGAGAGGGUGAUGAAGAAAACUCAUUAAAGGAGAGAUAUGUUCUAAAAUGAAAUUUUGAAAGGAAAAAAAUAACAUAGAGUAACAUUUCGAGAUCAAAUCCUUGGAUAAUCUCUAAAACAAAUUAAGUACUAUACUAAAGAACCUCAAUAAGAUCUUGAUGAAUGCUGCCCUUGCAAAAUCUUUUGA
Messenger RNA from Paramecium tetraurelia, 381 nucleotides. RefSeq lists its product as uncharacterized. NCBI's taxonomy places the organism in Eukaryota, Ciliophora, Oligohymenophorea, Peniculida, Parameciidae. The transcript has a single exon. The record is from RefSeq and is a predicted model, not a curated record.